This is a messenger RNA of Clupea harengus (Atlantic herring), 1743 nucleotides long. RefSeq lists its product as uncharacterized. NCBI's taxonomy places the organism in Eukaryota, Metazoa, Chordata, Actinopteri, Clupeiformes, Clupeidae. The record is from RefSeq and is a predicted model, not a curated record. Gene Ontology annotation, molecular function: protein binding.
GAAAAAAAGAAACUAUAUGUUGUUGGUGGGUAGUAGGCCUAUUGUCACACGCCAAGCUCAGAAAUAAGAUAAAGUAUAUAAUUUAAUAUAAUAAAUGUACAAAUGUACAAAUGUUUUUGCGAAUUUACCUUGGAAGAGAGACCUGUGGAUUUAUCAGACAGAGGAUACAUCGUGUCAUGUACUCUCCCUUGUUGAAUUUUGAUAGCUCCUGAUCUUUCAAUGUCAUCACAUUUACAGUGUUCUUGAGACUGCUCUCAGGCCACACUGAAGAAUGAUGACAAGAAAGCCUGGUAGGAGCUUCAGGAAGCUGGUCAGGAGGGGUAACAGUGUCCGAGACACCCUGUGGGGCAAACUUACCUCACAGCACAAGCACCCCAGCCAUGAGGAUCAUAAAUCGGGAAAAAAACAAGGUCAAGAUUUGAUGGCUGAUCAGCCAGAACCUUCUCCUGCCUCAUUACGAUCUCUUGUAUUGGAGAAGGACGAUAAUGAAACAUUUGGGUUUGAAAUUAUGUGUAAUGACAGCCCUGUGGAGGACCUGAGAGUUGCUGUGAGUUGUGUGAAGCCAGAGAGUCCAGCUGAGAAGGCUGGUAUGAACCCUGGGGAUGUCCUUGUUUCGGUAAAUGGUGUGUGUGUGACAGAAUUUCUUCAUCAGCAAAUCACUGACACAAUUCUGCAUUCUGGCCUCAUCAUAAGGUUGGAAACUAUUAGUGCAUUCGCGGCUAAGCAAAUGGAGUUGAAGAGGAAACUACGGCAACUGCAGUGUCGUCUGAAAGACAAGUCUACCGAGCUCUACUUGCUGGCUUCAAGGGAAGAACACCUAACUGGAGGAAAGCUGGGGAAGUGUCUAUUUGGGGAUUCCCUGAUGUCCUUGUCCUCCUUACCUGAGGAUUCCGGCAGCUCUGGCCACAGCAGUUGCGGGAGCCGGUGGAGCGCGUGCGGAAGCAUGGACGCCAGUUCCCUGUCCUCGACGUUCGACCUCUCUUCCAGUUCGGCCUCCAUCCGUGAUUCAGCCAGUGGAGGGGACCGCCAUUCGUGCACCUUCUCGGGUUCGGCCCACCCAUCAAAACCUAAUGCCCCCUCUCCACUAGCAGAGGGAGGUUCCACAGAUCUCUCCACAAGUCAACAAGUCGUCCACAGAGGCCCAUCCAAAGGCCCAUCCAAAAAGGGGGGGGUUGGGAACCGGCUCACCAGUCUCUUUUCAAAUUCUCGAGGGUCUUUGGCAGACGAGGGGGUCCAGGAGGAUGUAUGAUAAGGACAAAAAAAAUCUACAAUAAUUCAUUUAGCAGCUUCAUUCUUGUGAGCAUAUCUGCUCAUCAAACCCAUGAUCUUGGUGUUGGUACGUCGUUUCUACUAAUUGAACCACAGUAACAAACCUAAACGUUAAAUGUAUGUGUUCUAAGUCAAAUUAAUAUGAACACAUGCAAUGCUGUGUCUUCGUGGGAAUGGAGGCCUUGCUGUUUCUGCAGAAUGUCUUCCGAAGCGUUUCGUAUUCUGAUGUGCUGGCUCCCAGACAUGUAAAUAUAUGUUCCUGAGAUGUUUACUCCUGGUGUGUUGUUUUGCACAAAUAGUUUCGCUGAUUUUAUGGCGUUCUAAGUAGCUUCUACGCCAAUACUUCAUUGUCAUUGUGGGUCAGUUGUGAGCUAAGAUGCUGUCUCUGUUGUAAUUUAUUUCAUUGUUUAAUAUUAUUUAUGUCCUCUCAUGUUUGCACACUAGUUUCAUUAAAACUGUUUUUUAAUCCUUCAA